This is a messenger RNA of Rotaria sordida, 687 nucleotides long. The record is from the annotation of a GenBank genome assembly. NCBI's taxonomy places the organism in Eukaryota, Metazoa, Rotifera, Eurotatoria, Philodinida, Philodinidae.
AUGGCUUUUGCACCUGUUUCUUCGUUAGUUGUCGAUGAUCUACCAAAAUUCUUCUCAAUGAUGUAUCAUCAAUUGAUCAAUCAAGCUAUUUAUACAUUUGCUGAACUUGGAAUAGCUGAUCGAUUGAUAAAUGUACCAUUAGAUCGUGGUUUUACUGUUGAAGAAAUCAUUGGUGAUAAUAAAUUACAAUGGAAUCGAGAUUUACUUUAUCGAAUAUUACGUGCAUGUAUUUAUAGUGGUAUUAUCGAAACAAUUAAUGAUGGAAAACAUUUUAUUCUUACUACAUCUGGUAUUAUGAUGAUGUCGGAUCAUCCAUCACAUGUUCGAGAUUUUAUUCGUUUUAGUUUUGGACCAUUGUGUACUCGUGCUAGUUUACAUUUACCAAAUAUGGUACGUAGAGAAGGUACAGGUACUGGAAUAGCUCGUGUUUCAGAUGGUAAAGAUUUUUAUACACUUAUGAGUCAACCAGAUCAAGAAGAAUUUUUAAAAAUAUUUAGUGGUUCUAUGACAAUAUUUUCAAUGCAAAAUGGUUCUCAAUUAAUAACAACUAUCGAUUUUGGUCGUUUUAAAACUAUAGUUGAUAUUGGUGGUAAUCGAGGAACAUUUUUAGCUCAACUUCUUGAAAGAUAUCCAUCAAGUAAACAUGGAAUUAUUUUUGAUUUGUCACAUAUUGUUAAUAAAUUUUAA